Messenger RNA from Paramuricea clavata, 336 nucleotides. The record is from the annotation of a GenBank genome assembly. Lineage: Eukaryota; Metazoa; Cnidaria; Anthozoa; Malacalcyonacea; Plexauridae.
AUGGCAGCACGGCUAGUCAGUAUGCAAAAUAUGAGCACAUUCGCUUCGAGUAUUAUAUUCAAGCGUAUAUCUUCAAGAUUUUUGCAUAUGGGUGAAUAUUUUAGUCGCGGUAGUCUGAAUGAAAUUGAGCUUCAGACCGCAGUACUCUUGGCUGGACGAAAACAUUUGGUCAGUUCAAACUCACCUGGCUUUCCGAAGUAUCUGUCAGGCCCGAAAGAUGAUUUCCCAAUGCUGGUUAAAGCGAGGAAAGGGCAAGAGACUAGUAUGAAACACUGGGCUUUAAGAUCUAGAGAGAUUAUUGAUCAAGCAUAUCAAAGGUAUGUCAGCUAUGCGUGA